Molecule: messenger RNA, 1998 nt
Organism: Ichthyophthirius multifiliis
Lineage: Eukaryota; Ciliophora; Oligohymenophorea; Hymenostomatida
Product: kinesin motor domain protein
Exons: 3
Biological process (GO): microtubule-based movement
Molecular function (GO): microtubule binding; ATP binding; microtubule motor activity
Source: RefSeq, a predicted model, not a curated record
AUGAUAUAAGAAAAGAAUAUUGUAAAGAAAAAAAAAAAAAAAAAUAUUUAAAGUAUAUUGCUAAAACAAAACGUUAAAAUAAAAAUAAAUAUAAAAAAUUAAAGUUUAUUCAAUAUAAAAUAUAAGAAAUUAAAAAAAAUUAAACAAAUAAAUAUAUACAAAUACAUAUAUAUAUAUAUAUAUAUAUAUAUAUAUAUAUAUAAUUUUAUAAGUUAAUUAAUAAAAAUAAAAAAAAAAUAGUCAUCAAGCAGUGAAUGUGUAAAAGUAAUGGUAAGAUGUCGUCCUAUGAACACAAAAGAAAAAAGUUAACAAUGCCAAAAAUGUAUAGACAUCGACAUGUAAACAAACUAGAUUUCUUUAACAAAAAUUAACGAAUAAGACAAUUUUAAAACAUUUACUUUCGACAAUUUGUUUUCUUCGGACUGCACUUAAUAAUAUAUAUAUGAAUAAAGUGCAUUUUAGUUAGUAGAAAGUAUUUUCGAAGGAUAUAAUGGGACAAUAUUCGCAUAUGGACAAACCGGAUGUGGUAAAACGUUCACAAUGAUGGGAGAUCCUUAAAGUGAGAUUAUGAAAGGCAUAAUUCCUAGGUCUUUUAGUCAUAUUAUGAAUAUUAUACAGAGCGAAAAUAAAAAAGAGUUUUUAGUUAGAUGUUCUUUUAUUGAAAUUUAUAAUGAAGAAAUACACGAUUUAUUAAGUAAAGAUGUUAAGGCAAGGUAUGAAUUAAAAGAAUCACCAGAAUAAGGAAUUUUUGUAAAAGAUUUAAAUAAAGUUGUGGUAAAAUCAGUAUAGGAUAUGGAAAAUUUGAUGAAUACAGGAAAUAAAAAUAGAUCUACAGAAAUUAGUGAAGAAAAUGAAAAAGGAGAAUAUAAAAUUCGAGCUGGGAAAUUUAAUUUAGUUGAUCUUGCUGGAAGCGAACGUCAAAGUAAAACUUAAACAUCAGGUGAAAGAUUAAAGGAAGCUAAUAAAAUAAAUCUAUCUUUAAGUGCUUUAGGGAAUGUUAUUUCUGCAUUAGUAGAUGGGAAACAUUCACAUAUUCCAUAUAGAGAUUCUAAAUUAACUCGUUUAUUGUAAGAUUCUUUGGGAGGAAAUACCAAGACUAUUAUGAUAGCGGCAGUUUCUCCUGCAGAUUAUAAUUAUGAUGAAACUUUGGGUACUUUAAGGUAUGCUUCGAGGGCUAAAUGCAUAAAAAAUAAACCUAAAAUUAAUGAAGAUCCUAAAGAUACUAUGCUUAGGGAAUUUGCAGAAGAAAUUUAAAGAUUAAAAAAAAUAUUGGAGGGUUAAAAUUAAAAUAAUGGAGGAGGAGGAGAAGGUGAAGGAGAAAUUUAGAAAUUAAAAUAAGGAUUUGAUGCAUUGAAUAUUGAUAAAUAAAGAAUGGAAUAUGAAUUAAAAGAAAGGGAACUUUAAGUUGAGAAAGAAAAAGAAUAAAGAAGGCAAAUGUAGGAAUUAUUAGAGUCUUUGUAAUAGUAAAAAUUAGUUGGGGGUGUUGGGAAUUAAAAUAAAGGCGAAAAUGAUGAUAAAGCAAGGAAAGAAUAUUUAGAAAUGAGAAAAAAACUAAAGAAAUAAUAAAAAGAACAUGAAAAAUUAAUACUUAGUAAUAAAAAAAAAGAAGAAGAAAUUUUGUUAGCCGAAUAAAAUUAUUAAUCUUUAUAAGAAGAAGUGGAAGCUUAAAGAAAAAUAAUUAAAAAAUUAAAAAAUAAAUACAAAUAAUCAAUAAACGAAAUUAAAGAUAUUGAAAAGGAAGGGUUGGAAGAAAAAGAAGAACUUUUGGGAACUAUUAGGAUUUUAGAAAAAGAAAAUAACCUUUUACAAGCAAUUAUAGAUGUAGCAUUAAAAAAAGAAGAAUUCGAUAUAAUAAAGAGUUAAUGUGAAUGGAAUGAUGAUAAAAAUACUUACAAAGUUCCUUAAUUUUAUUUUAAAAAUAAAGAAAUUAAAUUUCCAAAAAUUCCUUUAUAAUAAGGUAAAUAAAUUUAAAUAAAUAAAUAUUAUAAAUAAAUAUGA